CGGCGCCGCUCCCCGGCCCUCGCCCAGCCCAACGCUGCCGCCGUCGGAGCCGCCAUGCAGUCCCCGCGCGCCGCGCUCCUCGCGCUCCUCCCGCCGCUGCUGCUGCUGCUCGGGGCUCCCGUCUCGGCCCAGUUGUUCCGGGUCGGCCGCUCGGUGCCAGCCGCUGCCGGACCCGCUACGGUGUGCCCCGAUCGCUGCGACCUGGCGCGCUGCCCCGCGGUGCCGGAGCACUGCGAGGGCGGCCGCGUCCGCGACGCGUGCGGCUGCUGCGAAGUGUGCGGGGCGCCCGAGGGCGCCGCGUGCGGCCUGCAGGAGGGACCGUGCGGCGAGGGGCUGCAGUGCGUGGUGCCCUUCGGGGUGCCCGCCUCGGCCACCGUGCGGCGGCGCGCGCAGGCCGGUCUCUGCGUGUGCUCCAGCAGCGAGCCGGUGUGCGGGAGCGACGCCAACACCUACGCCAACCCGUGCCAGCUGCGCGCCGCCAGCCGCCGCUCCGAGAGGCUGAGCCAGCCGCCGGUCAUCGUCCUGCAGCGCGGCGCCUGCGGCCAAGGGCAAGAAGAUCCCAACAGCCUGCGCCAUAAAUACAACUUUAUUGCUGACGUGGUGGAGAAGAUUGCUCCCGCCGUGGUUCACAUCGAAUUGUUUCGCAAGCUCCCUUUUUCUAAGAGGGAGGUGCCUGUGGCCAGCGGGUCUGGGUUUAUCGUGUCUGAAGAUGGACUGAUCGUGACCAACGCACACGUGGUGACCAACAAGCACCGAGUCAAGGUGGAGCUGAAGAGCGGUGCCACCUAUGAAGCCAAAAUCAAGGAUGUCGACGAGAAGGCGGACAUCGCACUCAUUAAAAUUGAUCACCAGGGAAAGCUGCCUGUCCUGCUGCUCGGCCGCUCCUCGGAGCUGCGGCCGGGGGAGUUUGUGGUUGCCAUCGGAAGCCCCUUCUCCCUUCAAAACACGGUCACCACUGGCAUCGUCAGCACCACCCAGCGAGGGGGCAAAGAGCUCGGGCUCCGGAACUCGGACAUGGACUACAUCCAGACAGAUGCCAUCAUCAACUAUGGAAACUCGGGAGGCCCACUGGUAAACCUGGAUGGGGAAGUAAUUGGAAUUAACACGCUCAAAGUGACGGCUGGGAUCUCCUUUGCCAUCCCAUCUGAUAAGAUUAAGAAGUUCCUAACGGAGUCUCAUGACAGACAGGCCAAAGGUAAAGCCGUCACCAAGAAGAAGUACAUCGGCAUCCGCAUGAUGUCACUCACACCCAGCAAAGCCAAGGAACUGAAGGACCGCCACCGAGACUUCCCAGAUGUGCUUUCAGGAGCUUACAUCAUUGAAGUAAUUCCUGAUACUCCAGCAGAAGCGGGCGGUCUCCAGGAAAACGACAUCAUCAUCAGCAUCAACGGACAGUCAGUGGUCUCUGCCAACGACGUCAGCGACCUCAUUAGAAAGGAGAACACACUGAGCAUGGUGGUCCGCAGGGGCAACGAAGACGUGAUGAUCACAGUGGUUCCCGAAGAGAUCGACCCGUAGGCUGGGGCAGGAGCUGGACUUCGAGUCUCCCCCACAGACUCCCCAGGGCACGGCGCUUGGUGACUCUGAGCUGGUGGCACGGGACGCCCAAGACUUUGGACCACCAUGUUGCUUGUUCGGUGGAAAUGCCUUGGUCAGCAGCAGCCUUCUCAGUAGUUUGCAGGCAAAACAAGUGUAAUGUCGCAGAUCUGCAGGCAGACGCUCCUCCCUCCCGAGUCCCAGCUAUGCAGUGUGCUUUCUUCUUCGCCAGCUUGGUCUGUUCCUGCAUAGAUAGUCAACGUUUGUCUCCUUUAACCGAGUCAUCAACUUAGUCCAACUAAUGCAAUUGAUGUAAUCUUAGUUGGGAGAAAGGGCCCACGGGAGCCAGCACGGGACUGGGCGUGACUCUGUUUCCCCCAGAGUCAGCAUCGAGAGGCAGUGGAUGCCCGGAGACCACGGUGGGGUGACUGCUGGCUUCCAAACAGGCCAGAGUUGCGCCUUUUAGGGAUUUCUGCAGAAUUGGGAGCACGGAUGACCUUUGAGUUUGAGCUAUUAAAAUACUUCUUCAUACAGUG
Messenger RNA from Choloepus didactylus (southern two-toed sloth), 2072 nucleotides. RefSeq names its product HtrA serine peptidase 1 (gene HTRA1). Gene Ontology annotation, cellular component: extracellular region. The transcript has 9 exons. The record is from RefSeq and is a predicted model, not a curated record. NCBI's taxonomy places the organism in Eukaryota, Metazoa, Chordata, Mammalia, Pilosa, Megalonychidae. Bases 55 to 1518 code for a protein of 487 amino acids. Gene Ontology annotation, biological process: programmed cell death; positive regulation of apoptotic process; proteolysis. Gene Ontology annotation, molecular function: serine-type endopeptidase activity; protein binding.